AUGAUUUGCUUGUGGUUCCUGUCUCUUCUUGCUUAUGGACUUACAAUACUGCAGGGUGUGAAUUGUUGGACAUACCAUUAUUCAGACACAAACAUGACCUACAGGGAAGCAGAGCUGUGGUGCAAAAAGAGGUAUACUAAUAUGGUUGCCAUUCAGAAUAAGGAGGAAAUCAAUUAUCUCAAUAACUUCUUACCCUUCAAUCCGGGUUACUACUGGAUUGGAAUCAGAAAAAUUAAUGACGUAUGGACCUGGAUUGGAACCAACAAAGAACUGACAGAAGAGGCAAAAAACUGGGCUUCAGGUGAGCCAAAUGGCAAAGGAAACAACGAGGACUGCGUUGAAAUCUAUAUCAAAAGAGGGAAGGAUGAUGGCAAAUGGAAUGAUGAGCAGUGUGAGAAAAAGAAGGUCGCCUUGUGCUACACAGCUUCUUGCAACCCAUAUCUCUGCAGUGGCCGUGGAGAAUGCAUGGAGACUAUUAACAAUCACACCUGCCGUUGUAACCCUGGAUUCUAUGGGCCUGAAUGCGAGUUUGUUGAGAGUUGUGAUCCACUGAAGAAACCUGAUCACGGGAGCCUCAAGUGCAACCAUCCAUUGGAGAACUUCAGCUACAACUCGUCCUGCACAGUUCAGUGUGAGGAAGGCUAUGAACUGACUGCAUCGGAAUCUGUAUACUGUACUUCUUCUGGAGUCUGGUCUGCCCCCCUUGCAGCAUGCAAAGCUGUGACCUGUCCUGCCUUAGAAAUGCCUGCUCAUGGUGCUUUGAACUGCUCUCAUCCCUCUGUGGAGCUCACCUGGGGUACCACCUGCGAGCUCACCUGUGAGGAAGGAUUUACCCUGACAGGACCAGCCACGCUGCAGUGUGGGUCUUCUGGGGCCUGGGACAGGCAGCAACCAUCCUGUGCAGCUGUGACCUGUCCUGCCUUAGAAAUGCCUGCUCAUGGUGCUUUGAACUGCUCUCAUCCCUCUGUGGAGCUCACCUGGGGUACCACCUGCGAGCUCACCUGUGAGGAAGGAUUUACCCUGACAGGACCAGCCACGCUGCAGUGUGGGUCUUCUGGGGCCUGGGACAGGCAGCAACCAUCCUGUGCAGCUGUGAGGUGUGAGGCUGUAACCUGGCCAGAAGAAGGCUUUGUGACCUGUGACCAUGCUCCUGCAGAUCUCACCUAUCGCUCGCGUUGUGAUUUCCGCUGCAGCGAGGGCUAUGUUCUGGAUGGCACAUCCAGCAUUGAAUGCAUGGGGCAGGGACAGUGUUGUACAGUGUGA
This is a messenger RNA of Fulmarus glacialis (Northern fulmar), 1263 nucleotides long. RefSeq names its product selectin E (gene SELE). Bases 1 to 1263 code for a protein of 420 amino acids. Gene Ontology annotation, biological process: leukocyte tethering or rolling; response to cytokine; heterophilic cell-cell adhesion. The transcript has 8 exons. Gene Ontology annotation, cellular component: membrane; external side of plasma membrane. Gene Ontology annotation, molecular function: oligosaccharide binding; sialic acid binding. The record is from RefSeq and is a predicted model, not a curated record. Lineage: Eukaryota; Metazoa; Chordata; Aves; Procellariiformes; Procellariidae.